This is a messenger RNA of Ricinus communis (castor bean), 1592 nucleotides long. Its product is annotated as uridine nucleosidase 1. Gene Ontology annotation, molecular function: purine nucleosidase activity. The transcript is spliced from 9 exons. The coding region runs from base 313 to 1305 and encodes 330 amino acids. Gene Ontology annotation, cellular component: cytosol. Gene Ontology annotation, biological process: purine nucleoside catabolic process. The record is from RefSeq and is a predicted model, not a curated record. NCBI's taxonomy places the organism in Eukaryota, Viridiplantae, Streptophyta, Magnoliopsida, Malpighiales, Euphorbiaceae.
UAUUUCUAUUUCUUAUUCAAUUCUCCUCAUUAAAAAAACACAUAAGACUUUUGUUUUCUAAGUAAUUGGGGGUUUGAUUUUGUUGGGUUUGGUGUUGGUGGUGGCAGCUCAUCUUUGCAUCAGAAUCAUCACCCUUUCAAACCCGACAAAAAACCUCCCCAACAACCAUCACUGACUGUUCUUUAUAUAUACACAUGUGAUAAGUAAUAAUAGUUAGUUGGAGCUAAAGCUUUUUGAUAGAUAGAUUGAAUUGAUUACUGCUUAUUUUCAUUAUUAUCCAGUUGAUUUUGGUUUCGAGAAAGGGAAAUUAACAUGGAUGGUCGGAUGGUGAAAUCUAAUGGUGAAAGUGCUAUGCCUCAAAAGCUCAUUAUUGACACCGACCCUGGGAUCGAUGAUAGUAUGGCAAUCUUAAUGGCAUUUCAAUCACCGGAAUUGGAUAUCUUAGGCUUGACGACUACAUUUGGUAAUGCUAAAUUAGAAGAUGCUACACGUAAUGCUUUGCUUCUGUGUGAGAUUGCAGGGUGUUCAGGUGUUCCUGUAGCAGCUGGCAAUUCUGAGCCUCUAAAGGGUGGAAAGCCACGUGUUGCUGACUUUGCUCAUGGUUCUGACGGGGUGGGGAAUCUUUUUCUACCUUCUCCAAGGGCACAGAAAAUUGAGAAGAGUGCUUCUGAGUUUUUAGUUGAUCAGAUCUCUGAGUACCCUGGUGAAGUAUCUAUACUUGCUCUAGGACCACUGACUAACUUGGCUCUGGCAAUCAAAAGGGACUCCUCCUUCGCAAGCAAGGUGAAACGAAUAGUUAUUCUUGGAGGUUCAUUCUUUGCACUUGGAAAUGUAAAUCCUGCUGCUGAAGCAAAUAUUUAUGGAGACCCAGAGGCAGCGGAUGUAGUGUUUACAUCUGGAGCAAACAUAGUUGUUGUUGGAUUGAAUAUUACCACCCAAGUGAAAUUUACAGAUGAGGAUCUUCUUGCACUGAGGCAAUCAAAGGGCAAGCAUGCUCAAAUAAUAUGUGAUAUGUGCAACUUCUACAGAGAUUGGCAUGUAAAGUCCGAUGGUGUACAUGGGAUUUUUCUUCACGACCCUGUGGCAUUUGUGGCACUAACUCGCCCUGAUCUCUUCACAUACAAGAAAGGGGUUGUGAGAGUUGAGACACAGGGCAUCUGCGUGGGACAUACACUACUAGACCAAGGACUUAAAAGAUGGAAUACAAGCAACCCGUGGACAGAACAUUCCCCUAUUUCAGUUGCUUGGACAGUCAAUGCAGAUGAAGUCCUCAACUAUGUCAGAGAUUCGUUAAUGAAACCAUGAAAAAUAUUGGCACCCUGAAAACCAAAGGAUAUGGAGCGUCGAAGCCCUCUCUGUAAGCAAGUCUUUCUUGCUGGUAACGGCCCAAGUAUCUGGGCGCAAUUGCUCUUAGCAAUCCUUUAAAACUCUGUACGGAUAUGUGCAAAAAAGAUUCACUUAUUGAUGAUGCUCAACUAGUUAAAUUCAAUGCAGUGACUUCUGUUAUUUAAUAAUGGAAUCUGUGCGAUAAUCAUUGAAUUCCUCACUAUUGCUGAUACCUGAAUGCCACACAAUAUUUGCAUUUUUGGGCA